This is a messenger RNA of Juglans regia (Persian walnut), 1223 nucleotides long. RefSeq names its product peroxidase A2-like. Gene Ontology annotation, molecular function: peroxidase activity; heme binding. Bases 121 to 1107 code for a protein of 328 amino acids. Lineage: Eukaryota; Viridiplantae; Streptophyta; Magnoliopsida; Fagales; Juglandaceae. The record is from RefSeq and is a predicted model, not a curated record. Gene Ontology annotation, biological process: hydrogen peroxide catabolic process; response to oxidative stress. The transcript has 4 exons.
AAAUCCAUCGAUCGAUCGAUCAUCCCAUUUCACAGCAAGUACUCAAAAGUUUUGAACAAACAGUCAGUACAGGGAGUUCGAUCGAUUUCUCUGCAGAUCGAAAACAAAAAAUUAUAUAUCAUGUCUUCGUCUUUAGUUAAAAUGGCAAUUCUUUUUGCCAGUUUGUUAAUCAUGUUUCCAAGGUCAAAUGCUCAGCUGAGUACUACCUUUUACGAUUACACUUGUUCGAAUGUGUCAAGUGUUGUUCGUGGUGUGGUGGAGCGAGCUGCACAAAACGAUGUCAGAAUUGGUGCCAAACUCAUCCGCCUUCAUUUCCACGACUGCUUUGUUGAUGGUUGCGAUGGCUCCUUAUUGCUAGAUGACGCAGAUGGCAUAGAGAGCGAGAAAAGUGCAGGGCCUAAUGCUGGCUCAGUUGAUGGAUUUGAAGUCGUUGAUGAAAUCAAAACAGCCUUAGAGAAUGUUUGCCCUGGUGUAGUUUCCUGCGCAGACAUUUUAGCCAUUUCGUCUCAGAUAUUGGUUUCUUUGGCUGGAGGCCCCACAUGGCAAGUUCAAUUGGGAAGAAGAGAUAGCAGGACCGCGAACCAAGCAGGAGUUAUUGGUGCCCUUCCAAAUGCUCUUGAAACCCUUGAACAGAUUACUGAAAAGUUUAAUAAUGUCGGACUUGAUUCUACCGAUCUUGUUGCUUUAUCUGGCGCACACACAUUUGGAAGGGCACGAUGUGCGGCAUUCAGCCACCGCCUUUAUAACUUCAAUAGCAGCGGGAACCCGGACCCUAACCUGGACACAACAUACCUGGAAACGCUUCGGCAAACAUGUCCUCAAGGUGGGUCGAAUGACAAUACACUAAACAAUCUUGACCGCUCCUCUCCAGAUGACUUUGAUAACGACUACUUCACAAACCUUCAGAACAAACAAGGGCUUCUCCAGACCGAUCAAGAGCUGUUCUCAACAAGUGGGGCUAAUACGGUUGGCAUUGUCAAUCGUUUUGCUGAUAGUCAGAGUGACUUCUUUGACAGCUUUGCUCAGUCCAUGAUCAACAUGGGAAAUAUAAGGCCCCUUACCGGCAACAAUGGAGAGAUUAGGUUGGAUUGUAAAAGAGUCAACUAGUGAAAUAUACAUACGUAUGUAUACGUGUGUGUGAAACAAGCUAUGCUAAAAGAUAUAUUAAAUAAUAGCGCUACAGACACAAAGAGAUUCUAUUAAAAUAAACUUACAAAUUGUCA